Molecule: messenger RNA, 5149 nt
Organism: Conger conger (European conger)
Lineage: Eukaryota; Metazoa; Chordata; Actinopteri; Anguilliformes; Congridae
Product: dnaJ homolog subfamily C member 5-like
Exons: 5
Coding region: 199-798 (199 amino acids)
Biological process (GO): regulation of synaptic vesicle cycle
Cellular component (GO): presynapse; intracellular membrane-bounded organelle; membrane
Source: RefSeq, a predicted model, not a curated record
GCCUGUUAAUGCGCGAGUCAGUGACCGGGAGCGGAGAAAAACCUUGCUGCAGAUUUCUGUGUAAUACCAUUUGAAAACGUGUGUAUGUGGGUUCUGGGGAUGCAAGCAUAAUUUGAUGCGGUUGACCAAACCGAAUUGUGAACCUAUCGAGACCCAGUCCACCAAGCCCGACAAAACGGUUUUUGAGGACGUGUCGCCAUGGCUGAACAGCAGAGACAGCGCUCCCUCUCCACGUCGGGAGAGACACUCUACCAAGUGCUUGGUGUCGAGAAGGUGGCUACACCUGAGGAUAUCAAGAGAUCCUACAGGAAGCUGGCGCUGAAGCACCACCCGGACAAGAACCCCAAUAACCCCGAGGCCGCGGAGAAGUUCAAGGAGAUCAACAACGCCCACGCCAUCCUGAACGACCCCACCAAGCGCAACAUCUACGACAAGUACGGCUCGCUGGGCCUGUACGUGGCCGAGCAGUUCGGCGAGGAGAACGUCAACACCUACUUCGUCCUGUCCAGCUGGUGGGCCAAGGCCCUGUUUGUGUUCUGUGGGCUGGCCACAGGCUGUUAUUUCUGCUGCUGUCUGUGCUGCUGCUGUAACUGCUGCUGUGGGAAGUGUAAGCCUCGGCCCCCAGAGGGGGAGGAGCCUCAGUUCUACGUGUCCCCCGAGGACCUGGAGGCACAGCUGCAGUCUGACGAGAGAGAAAGUGGCGAGCCUGUCCUCGUGCAGCCUUCCUCAGCCACAGAGACGACCCAGCUGAAGGACGGCCACCACACCAGCUACUGGACCGACCCCAGCUUCAACUAGGCCCUUCCUGAAGGAGGAGGGCGACCCCGGGGCCAGCGAUUGGAGGAACAGAAUGCCAUGUGACAACAAAGAAACCAACCCCACCUUUCCAAAAGCACCCCUCAGCAAUUAAAGCAGCCCAAUGUGAGCAUUUGUUCAGGCAAAGAGGAAGAGAAAAUGUUACCAGAACCUACCAGAACCCUCCCCCGUCCUUCCCCCACGCACCCUACGCCAACCGCCCCGUCUCAUCCUGUAGCGUGUUCGGUUUCGGGAACACCCUAGGUAGCUCAUUUUGUUUUUAUAUAUCAUUCUGAUGUGCCACUGUAGUCCUGGGUAUUCAGAUGUGCAACUGAAUGUCCCGUGUGAGUGUGCUUUCUUUGGGGUCUCAGUAGACUGCUGUUGUUUAACCGUCUUCAGUCAGAGGACUGCUCACAGGAUGUGUGCAUGCGUCCUUGUCUGGUGCUCCUGCCCACCUGACGAGCCUGUUACUUUACCUAUAUGCCCUGCCCCCUCCGAUUUAUUGGCCUUCUCUUCUGCUUGUAUGCCCCUCCCCAAAACCCUGCCCCUCUGGGACACUGAGGGGUGUGUCUGUGUCUGUGUGUGUGUCUCUGUGUCUGUGUGUGUGUAUGCGUGUUUGCGUGUACAUGCGUGUGCCUCGACCGCUGCCCCUCGCAGAAGGUCUCUGUGCCGAGCGGUUAUUUCCUGUUCUCUGUGCCCUGACUCGGUUCACGUGGGGUUCUCAGACUUGGUGCUCACGCCAGAGGGUGUGACGCCUCUUGCUUCCUUGGGGCCUGGAAGGCGCGAGCCCUUUGUCUGGGAUCAGCUGCCAUUGUUGCUCUUAGCCAUCUGUGUUGUCAAAUGAGGCUUAAAAUGUGUACUAUACGGUCAUUUAGGCCAUGCCCAGUUCACCUGGAUUCCUGCGGUUUGUGCAUUAUUUGAAUUUUAUCCUUGUUUUAGUUUUUAGUUUUAGUUUUACCCUCGGGUUCAUGUGGUCCCAUCAGCAGCACAGCCCAAGUUAGCGCGUUAGUGGAUAGCAGGAGUGUUAGUGGAUAGCAGAGUGCUGAAUACCGCCUGCCUUGCCAUCCGCACCAUCCGUGUCCACAGGCGAGCAGCGAUAUGCACAGCUCAGCUCGUUUCAGCUCUUUAGCCAGUGCUAACAGCGCACCAGGACGGCCAGUAGGGGGCACUGUUGUUCAAUGGUCUGUUGGGCUGUCAUAUCAUCCUGAGACCUGUUUAAGCAGACCCCCGCUGUGGCUCACUGCAGAAAAUAACAUCGCUGCUGUAAAAAGCGCAGUAAACCUGGCAUAGUAAAACCUGCGAGAGGAAAACUGUGAGCAGUGCUGAUGUUUACACAUCUGUGAGUGACUCUUGAGUGGACACACACUGCAGUAAGGACAGGUGAGAAGCGCCUGCUGCCACAACAUUCUCAUCACAGUGCGGUGGGACUUUGUGAGGACGUCAUGGGCGUGCUGGCGCAGCGUCCCCUGUAACUGUGUGAGUAAAGCGUAAUUAGAGCUGGUUCAGUCUGCACUGUUUGGAGCUCAAGUUUGACCUAGCUCCCUGUGCUGGCAGGGCUCACUUCUGGUCUUCUCAAUAAAACUACAACUCCCAGCAUUCCACACUGCCCUUGCUUUAAGCGCUGUCGCCGUUCAAUUAAGUGCGCAAACGUAUACAUGAACGUUGUAUAUGAAUAUUGUAUUCAAUGGUGGUACUUAUUGCUGUGAGCUGUUGUAGCGCCUCCUUGUGUGGCGCUGCCCUGUCACUGCCCCCUGGUGGCAGAGGGAACUAUGCACCCUGAAAAGUCUUAAUUUGGACAGGCCAGUUUUAUCCUGGUGGUUUGCCAAUUAACUACAGCUUCGUUAAUCACCCUGGGGCCAUAUCUUAUACAGGAAAGUAGGGGAUGUAUGAAUUAGUCAAUUAGUAUAUCGCAGUGAACAACUGUCACACACAAAAUUGAAAUCUCAGUAUGCCACUCCGCUUUCCAAACUUCCUUUAUUGAAAUAUUUCCUGGUAAUAUACCCAGAAAUGGGUCAGUUUAUCUAAAAAUCAUAAAAAUCAGGGUGAUUUUAGUAUUAUAGUUUUGCGCUGUGUUGUGAGAUGUUUUUUGUGGAUUGAAUUGUUCCGAUUGCGUUUGGUGUUGUGGUGCUGUUUCAGGCAGGUUCAGAGUCCAUUUAAACCCAUGCCGCACAACUUUACUUCUGUCCUGCAUGAAUACCGUGGCUAGUUAAUAACAUUCUGUUUUUAUAUAUUUUUAAUGUGUGUGUGUGUGUGUGUGUGUGUGUGUGUGUGCGCAAGUGUUUGUAUGUGCAUGCAUGUGUUUAUGUGUAUGUGUAUGUGUGUGUGUGCGCGUGUUUGUGUGUGCAUGCAUGUAUUUAUGUGUAUGUGAGUGUAUGUGUGCGUGUUUGUAUGUAUAUGCAUGUGUUUAUGUGUAUGUGAGUGUGUGUGUGUAUGUAUAUGCAUGUGUUUAUAUGUGUGUGUGUGUGUGUGUGCGCGUGCGCACGCGCGUGUGUGUUUGUAUGUAUAUGCAUGUGUUUAUGUGUAUGUGAGUGUGUGUGUGUGUUUGUGUGUGUGUGUGUGUGUGUGUGCGUGUGCGCGCGUGCGUGUGUGCGCGUGCGUGUGUGCGCGCGCGUGCGCGUGUGUGUUUCUAUGUAUAUGCAUAUGUUUAUGUGUGAGUGUGUGUGUGUGUGUGUGUGUGUGUUUGUAUGUAGAUGUAUGUGUUUAUGUGUAUGUGAGUGUGUGUGUGUGUGUGUGUGUUUGUAUGUAGAUGUAUGUGUUUAUGUGUAUGUGUGUGUGUGUGUGUGUGUGUGUGUGUUUGUAUGUAGAUGUAUGUGUUCAUGUGUAUGUGAGUGUGUGUAGAACUCCUGGGGGAAGAAGCUCCCCACAGUUUUGGCUGUCUAGUACCUCUCAGCAGUGUGAAAUGUGUCACUACUUCAAGUAAAAAACACAAAUUCUGUUUCCAUCCAGCACUGAUAGACGCUCAUCCUCCUGUGAGGAUCUCAUUGCAGCCGGUUGUAACCGUCUGCCUGUCAGCUGGAUGCAAGGCAGCCAGUGACGCAAGUGUGCAAAUCGCUACACACCCCAGUCAGAGCACUGUGGAGCCCCUCCAUGCCCCCUCUCUGAAGGGCAGUAGGUGAAAGGGUGACCACGGCACUGGAAUGUACUCCUGUAAAGCCACUGUUCACACACGCUGCCACACACAGCCCUGUGUGUCCCAUUUUUCACUACACGGUUUGUGGUAACAUAUAUGACGUGUUGGCAAGAAAAUAAAUAACAUUAACGCUUUAUUUUGGAAACUUUUUCCAAAUGUUACUAUUCUUGGCUCUUCUGAUAUAUAACCAACCUAACUAAGGAAUUUCAUCCAUUUGUCUGGGGAAAAAGACUGUUCUUGGCUCCUAGAUUACUGCAUUUAAUUUCAGCCAUCGUAUGUUUCUGUGUAAAUGCGAUUUGAAUUGGCUGUAUAGUACUUAAUAACCCAUCGUCCUUUUGAGGUUUGUCCCCCUUGCCAGCAUUGUGCGAAAAGGGAAGAUGGCCUUGUUCAUACUGAAAUCAAGUUAUAUAAGAGCUCUUACACUCACUCAGUACAGGAUCUCCUCAUUCUAUGUCCCCUUCUCUGACUCUCCCAGAACUGAUCUGGGAUCAGCCAGGCAAUGCCACUUUGUUAAACCAUCUGCUGCCAACUUGUUAAAAAUCUUUCCUUCCCAACCAUUCUUUUUUGGUGCAGAUUUUGCACCUUUGCGUCUCCAAAAUCCCCCCCCAAAAAAAAUAUUACUAGAUCUAAACGUGGCCAUAUUUGAGUAUCCUCCUGCAUUGUGCUCCAGUGGACUUUGAUGCCAGUGAUGUGCCAGUUUUAAUUGUUUACUCUGAUGUCCGAGUGCUCCAAACCUGCAGUCCCUCUCCUCUCCCGAACCCAACCCCCAGUCCAGCUGUGGACCAGUUCGUUCUUUUAUCGUGGAAAUCCUGUCCCAAAAUAAUCUUGCUAUGGCUUCUAUGAGAUGUUGGGAAAUGCUAAUUGUUUGAGUGAAUGCAUUAUCUGUUUGGAAUUGUACAGGAUUACUAAGGUAAAGAGGUCUUUUAGAAACUUAAAAAAAUAUAAAGACAGAUAUACAGUAUCAUAACAGCACUGUAGUAUUAUGAUGAAUAUAAUUUUAUUUCAUUUUUUUGUUUUUAAUAAGGACUAUAGUUUGAAAUGUAUGUAAUUUAGAUGUGGCCAUUAAACAAUGUGCAAAACAGGAUUUAAUGGUUGAAGUCUCUUGUACUGUACAUACUAUUAAACUAGUUUUAUGUUUUAGCAUGUUGACUGUAUGUCCAAACGAAAAUGAACAUGGGUAAUUUAUCUGAUUUGCUGUUGUAAAAUAAAUGUUUCUGAACAUUA